Molecule: messenger RNA, 1656 nt
Organism: Sebastes umbrosus (honeycomb rockfish)
Lineage: Eukaryota; Metazoa; Chordata; Actinopteri; Perciformes; Sebastidae
Product: nuclear factor 7, brain-like
Exons: 2
Coding region: 222-1610 (462 amino acids)
Molecular function (GO): protein binding; zinc ion binding
Source: RefSeq, a predicted model, not a curated record
ACUGACAGAUGAUUCACCUUCAGACUAAAACCACCACUUCCACUGAGAGAGGACAUCUACAGGAGGGAAUACUGGAAUACUACCACUUCAACCAGCUGCUGAAUCCACAAACUGAACCAGAGUUUUACAAGAACAAAGUCUCAAAGUGAAAGUAACUUUCAGGGAACAGGAAGUGGCUGAGCCGUCUGCCUGCUGUGUUUUCAGCUUCACUCAGAGACUAAAUGGCUUCCAGAUUAGAGGACGAUCUCUGCUGUUCUGUCUGCCACGACAUCUUUAAAGAUCCUGUCAUCCUGUCAUGUAGCCACAGCUUCUGUAAAGUCUGUCUGCAGAGCUGGUGGACAGAGAAACACGUCCAAGAGUGUCCACUUUGUAAGAGAAGAUCUUCAAAGGGCUUACCACCUUCUAACUUAGCUUUAAAGAACCUGUGUGAGAGUUUGUUACAGGAUAGAGCUCAGAGAGCUUCAGAGGCUCUCUGCAGUCUGCACUCUGAGAAACUCAAACUCUUCUGUCUGGACCAUCAGCAGCCGGUGUGUCUCAUCUGCAGAGAUUCAGAAAAACACACUGACCACAUAAUCAGACCCAUCGAUGAAGCUGCACGACAACACAAGAAGAAACUUCAGGAAACUCUGGAGCCCUUAAAGAAGAAGUUAAAGGUUUUUGAAGAAGUUAAAGUGAAGUUUGAUCAAACAGCAGAACACAUGAAGGUCCAGGCCCAACACACAGAGAGGCAGAUUAAGGAGCAGUUUAAGAAGCUUCACCAGUUUCUAGAAGAGGAAGAGGAGGCCAGGAUGGCUGCACUGAGGGAGGAAGAGGAGCAGAAGAGUCAGAUGAUGAAGGAGAAGAUGGAGGCUGUGAGCAGAGAGAUAGCAGCUCUUUCAGACACAGUCAGAGCCACAGAGGACGAGCUGAGAGCUGAAGACGUCUCAUUCCUGCUCAACUACAAGGCUGCAGUGGAAAGAGUCCAGCAGCGCCCCCUGCUGGAGGAUCCACAGCUGCUCUCAGGAGCUCUGAUAGACCAGGCCAAACACCUGGGCAACCUGACCUUCAACAUCUGGAACAAGAUGAAGGACAUGGUCUCCUACACUCCUGUGAUUCUGGACCCAAACACUGCUCAUCCAAGACUCAUCCUGUCUGAAGAUCUGACCAGUGUGAGACGAGGAGAGAAACAGCAGCUUCCUGAUAAUCCAGAGAGGAUUGAUGAUUACUGGUCUGUCCUGGGCUCUGAGGGCUUUAACUCAGGGACUCACAGCUGGGACGUCCAGGUUGGAGACAGUACAUACUGGGGACUGGGUGUGUUAGCAGAGUCUGCCCAGAGGAAGAAAUACAUAGGGUCUGGAUUAUCGACAUUAUGGUUCAUAGAUGGUGAAUACAGAACAUUCCCCCCACCAAGUUCAUCCACUGAUCUCGUAGUGCAGAAGAAGCUCCAGAGGAUCAGAGUGAAUCUGGACUGGAACAAAGGAAAGCUGUCGUUCUCUGAUCCUGAUACUAACACACACAUACACACCUUCAAACACACUUUCACUGAGAGGAUGUUUCCAUUCAUUAGCACUAUGGAUGAACUGAAGGUUUUACCAGUGAAGGUCUCUGUGACUGUAGGACAACAGAAAUAGAUGAUGAUGAUGAUGAUGAUGAUGAUGAUGAUGAUGAUGAUGAUGA